AUGCCAGCUCGGGGAACAAAACCUUUACCGCGUUAUUUAUGGGACAUGGAUCAUUUGAACGAGAUAACAGGCGGAAAAUACACACAUAAACCACUGAGAGUUAAUAAGCUUGGAGGUCGCGAUCCUGAAACUGGUCGGAAAGUUAAUCAGCACAUUGGCGGAGGAGUCAAGUUCGAUUAUUUCAUGAUCGACUAUCAUAGACGAGGCCCGACUGGAGCGGGCGAAAAAUACGAUGAAAGAGUUCUGGAGGUUCGCAGAGAUCCCAACAGAACGUGUCAUAUUGCGCUUGUCGCUGGUCUCAACACGAAACGAUGGAUUCUUGCCACUGAAAAUAUGAAAGCUGGCGAUAUCAUUUCUACCACCGGACAUUUACCGGAAAAUCCCGUAAUUGGAAUUGAAGGAAAUGCGUAUCCGAUUGGUUCACUCGCUGCAGGGACCCUUGUAAAUUGUAUAGAACGAUACCCAACAAACGAUUCGGAAGUGUUUGUGAAGGCCGCUGGUCUCGCAGCGACAAUUGUACGACACCAAGGAGAUUUCACAGUAGUUAAGCUUCCUCACAAGCAUGAGUUCUCACUUCAUCGAACGUGUAUGGCAACAGUUGGACGAUUAUCGCAUGCUGAUAUUGAUGGAAAGAUUUUCGGAUCUGCCCAAAUGCAUAGAAGAUUCGGAUACAAAAUGUCAAGCGGACUAUUCCACAAGAAAGAUGGCUAUUUUGGUAGAAAAGUUCGUGCUCUUCCACCAGUUCGAGUCCUCGAUACUCCCCCGGUCGAACCUCCGCCGAAUCAGUCAUUUACUUUGUCGAAAUCGGAUUUGUCGGGACUCCACGGACACGCAAAAGUGCAUAAUUUGUUGUCCAGCGGCUAUUCGACACGAGACUAUUUCGAUUAG
Messenger RNA from Caenorhabditis bovis, 888 nucleotides. The record is from the annotation of a GenBank genome assembly. NCBI's taxonomy places the organism in Eukaryota, Metazoa, Nematoda, Chromadorea, Rhabditida, Rhabditidae.